UUUAUAGAACCUACAAAACAUAAUAAUAAACAACUUCUUUUUCUGUUCCAAACCCCCGAAAAAAUGGCAUCUUUUCUCUACCUCUCUACUUCCAACUGCCUCUUCCAGAGACCUCCUCCCUCCCUCUUCCCUGCUUCGGCCAUCUCGCCUUCUUCUUCUUCUUCUUCUUCUUCUUAUAAACCCCUUCUCCCCCGGCGCCGGCGGCGGUCGCGCCUCUGUGUGGCGACCCCCUCUUCUCCUGCCGCGCCGACUCCCGCCGUGGAAGAGAGCCAAGAAGCCGAGGAGGCCUCGUCGUCUUCGCCGUCGGAGUCUUCGUUCUCGUGGAGGGAUCACUGGUAUCCCGUCUCCCUCAUCGAGGAUCUCGACCCUCGGGUCCCCACCCCCUUCCAGCUCCUCAACCGCGACCUCGUCCUCUGGAAGGACCCCAACUCCGGCGAUUGGGUCGCUUUGGACGACCGCUGCCCCCACCGUCUCGCCCCACUCUCGGAGGGGAGGAUCGACGAGACCGGUUGCUUGCAGUGCUCGUAUCACGGGUGGUCCUUUGAUGGGAGCGGCUCGUGCGUCCGGAUCCCACAGGCCUCGAGCGAGGGGCCUGAGGCGCGAGCUGUUCGAUCGCCGAGAUCUUGCGCGGUCAAAUUCCCCACACUUGUCUCGCAGGGUAUGCUGUUUGUGUGGCCCGAUGAGAACGGGUGGGAGAAGGCGGCUGCCACCAAUCCCCCCAUGUUGCCAGCAGAAUUUGAUGAUCCCAAUUUCUCGACCGUGACUAUCCAGCGUGACCUGUUCUAUGGGUACGAUACGCUGAUGGAGAAUGUCUCAGAUCCGUCGCAUAUUGAUUUUGCACACCACAAGGUCACUGGAAGAAGGGACAGAGCUAGGCCUUUGCCAUUUAAGUUGGAGUCUAGUGGCGCUUGGGGAUAUGCUGGUUCAGAUGCUGGGAAUCCACGUAUCAGUGCUAAAUUUGUUGCCCCUUGUUAUGUUAUGAAUAAGAUAGAGAUUGACACAAAACUGCCAUUUCUUGGUGACCAAAAAUGGAUUAUAUGGAUCUGUUCCUUUAACAUUCCUAUGGCCCCAGGAAAGACUCGUUCGAUCGUGUGUAGUGCUCGUAACUUUUUCCAAUUCUCAAUGCCAGGUCCUUCCUGGUGGCAGCUGGUACCCCGCUGGUAUGAGCAUUGGACUUCAAACAAGGUCUAUGAUGGUGAUAUGAUUGUCCUCCAGGGUCAAGAAAAGAUAUUUCUUUCUAAAAUGAUGGAGUCUUCUACUGAUGUCAAUCAGCAGUAUACGAAGAUCACAUUCACACCGACCCAGGCUGAUCGUUUGGUUCUAGCAUUUCGGAAUUGGUUGAGGAGAUAUGGCAAUGGCCAGCCAAACUGGUUUGGCCAUGCUAGCCAUCAGCCUUUACCUUCAACGGUCCUGUCCAAACGUCAGAUGCUCGACAGAUACGAACAACAUACUCUCAAAUGCUCAUCGUGCAAAGGUGCCUACGAGGCCUUUCAGAUGUUGCAGAAGCUAUUUAUAGGCACAACAAUAGUUUUCUGUGCUACUGCUGGAAUUCCUUCAGAGUUCUCAAUUCGACUUCUGUUAGCUGCAGCUGCCAUUGCCAGCGCAGCUGUGGCUUAUGCUUUGCGUGAACUCCAGAAGAACUUUGUCUAUGUGGAUUACAUACAUGCUAAUAUUGAUUAACCCAUCACAGGGGAGGGACCUUCAAACGAGAUUUGCUAGAGCUGGUUUCUGUGUACUUGUUAGAUCUAAUAAGAACUGUGAGAUGUAUGAAGCUUCUGUAAGUUACUUGUAUAGCCAGAGUAGCACAGUUGUAGAUGUUAAACAUUCUCUCUUGAUGAAGUGUGAAUCUCUCACUUUCUAUUUGGUGAUGCUUUAAUUUAUCGAUGUGGGAUAGUGGUCGAAUGAAGUAUCAAUAAUCUUUGGUUCUU
This is a messenger RNA of Musa acuminata subsp. malaccensis (wild Malaysian banana), 1928 nucleotides long. RefSeq names its product pheophorbide a oxygenase, chloroplastic. The record is from RefSeq and is a predicted model, not a curated record. NCBI's taxonomy places the organism in Eukaryota, Viridiplantae, Streptophyta, Magnoliopsida, Zingiberales, Musaceae. Gene Ontology annotation, molecular function: 2 iron, 2 sulfur cluster binding; pheophorbide a oxygenase activity; chlorophyllide a oxygenase activity. Gene Ontology annotation, cellular component: cytoplasm; chloroplast thylakoid.